This is a messenger RNA of Trematosphaeria pertusa, 468 nucleotides long. RefSeq lists its product as uncharacterized. NCBI's taxonomy places the organism in Eukaryota, Fungi, Ascomycota, Dothideomycetes, Pleosporales, Trematosphaeriaceae. The transcript has a single exon. The record is from RefSeq and is a predicted model, not a curated record. The coding region runs from base 1 to 468 and encodes 155 amino acids.
AUGCUGCGGCUCAUACGACGACUCCUCGGCCAGCCCGCAAAACCGCAACUGCCACCCUUCAACUUCGCGCGCAACCGCUACAAAGCAAAGAAGAAUUGGCCGCCCAACCUGCGCGAGCUGACGGAGAAGCAACAAUUCCGCUUCGAGCGCAAAUUCAAGCGUCGCCUGCGCCUCAAGUCGAUCAAGCCACAGUGGCAGAAGUGGACCAAGAUUGUGCAGUGGGGGCUGAUUGGCUUCGUCAUCGUGUACGGCGUCCUCUUCCACGACUUUGCCAAGGAUCCGAUGAAUCCGACGCCGGGCGAGCAGCCGUUCAAGAGAUUGAGGGAGCAGAUGAAGGGGCUGUACGGGGGAAUGUGGACACAUACCGAGUCUAUUGCUGGGCAGGAGCGUGGCUCCCGGAGGACUGCGGGGGCUGUGGAGGAGGGUGAGGAGGGUGAGGAGGGUGAGGAGGAGCGGCCGGAGCGGUAG